Messenger RNA from Sphaeramia orbicularis (orbiculate cardinalfish), 3880 nucleotides. RefSeq names its product transient receptor potential cation channel, subfamily M, member 5 (gene trpm5). The record is from RefSeq and is a predicted model, not a curated record. Gene Ontology annotation, biological process: calcium ion transmembrane transport. Gene Ontology annotation, cellular component: plasma membrane. Gene Ontology annotation, molecular function: calcium-activated cation channel activity; ligand-gated calcium channel activity. NCBI's taxonomy places the organism in Eukaryota, Metazoa, Chordata, Actinopteri, Kurtiformes, Apogonidae. The transcript is spliced from 26 exons. The coding region runs from base 50 to 3742 and encodes 1230 amino acids.
GAAACACGUACAGGUGUGGUUGGACGGGAGAACAGGAACGCUGAAUGCCAUGCAGGAAAGACAAGACACGCCUCUGCGAUCGCUUCAGCCGCAGACACGAUGCCUGCGAUGUGGGGACGUCCUGGAGUGGUCAGAGGAGCACAGCGUCCUGCUGGGCUGUUCCUGCUGCUCCACCGUGGAUGAGACCCUGCAGAAGGUCAGCAGAGGCCUGGUCAGCAGAGGGACCAAGGAGACGAAGCACUGGGCAGCCGGGAGAGUGGGAGACAUAGACUUCACCGGCUCCACCAAAAUGAGAGGAAAGUUUGUCAGAGUGAAAAGCAGCACAGAUCCGGUCCUGAUCUACCAGAUGCUAACAGAGGAGUGGGGUCUGGCUCCUCCACACCUGGUGGUGGCGCUGGUGGGCGGGGAUGAAGUGGCUCAGAUGAAGCCUUGGCUAAGGGACACUCUGAGAAAAGGACUGGUGAAGGCGGCACAGAGUACAGGGGCAUGGAUUUUGACCAAUGGUUUGCGCUUUGGCAUCACUAAACACUUGGGCCAAGCCGUUCGGGAUCACUCCUUGGCCAGUACGUCCUCUAAAGUCCGUGUGGUGGCCAUUGGCAUCGCACCCUGGAACAUGAUCCACAACAGGGAGGCUUUACUCCACGCCAAGGGAGAUGAACCUGCCAUGUACAAGCCACAGGACCUCCCUCACGGGUCAGUGUAUUCCCUGGACAGUCACCACUCUCACUUUGUGCUGGUUGAAGAGGAUCCCAACAGACCAGGAGCCACCAGUGAAAUGAGGGUGAAGCUGCUUAAACACAUCUCACUGCAGCGGACUGGUUACGGAGGUGCAGGGAGUUUUGAGAUUCCUGUUCUGUGUCUCCUGGUCCACGGGGAACCCCGGAUCUUGAAGAGGAUGUACAAAGGCAUUGGUAAUUCCACACCAUGGCUGAUCUUGGCCGGCUCAGGAGGUGUGGCUGACAUCCUUGUCACGCUGAUGAAUAGGGGCUGCUGGGAUACGGACAGCGUUCAUGAGCUGCUGUUGGACACCUUUCCAAAUGCUCACCACAGCACAGACAUCAGUAACUGGGUCAAGCUGAUUAAGAAGAUCCUGGAUCAUGGACACCUCCUUACAGUUCAUGACCCUGAACAGGAAAGCUCAGAGCUGGACACAGUCAUCCUCAAAGCGCUUGUCAAAGCCUGUAAAAGCCAAAGUCAGGAGGCGCAGGACUUCCUGGAUGAACUGAAACUGGCUGUGGCCUGGAACAGAGUGGACAUUGCCAAAAGUGACAUCUUUAAUGGAGAUGUGGAAUGGAAGGCGUGUGACCUUGAAGAGGUGAUGAUGGAUGCACUGAUCAACGACAAACCAGACUUUGUGCGCCUCUUUGUGGACAACGGGGUGAACUUGGGUGAGUUCCUCACUUAUGGUCGCCUGCAGGAGCUCUACUGGUCUGUUUCGGAGAAGAGCCUCCUCCACAACUUGCUCCUCAAAAAAUAUCAGGAGAAGCAAGUUCUGCUGGGAGCCGCCAGGACCCCGGGUCCGCCGGGGCACCACCCGCCUGAACAAGGAGACCGCAAACCCCGCUUCACUCUGUAUGAAGUCGCCAAAGUGCUGAAAGACUUUCUCCAUGACUCCUGCAAGGGAUUUUACCAAAAGGUUCCCACAGAGAAGUCCGCUAAGGGUCGACUGUUCCACAGCCAGAAGAACCUGGCUGAGCUGGAAGAGCGUUGUGAACAUCCUUGGAGGGAUCUGUUCCUCUGGGCCGUCCUGCAGAACCGUCAGCAGAUGGCUAACUAUUUCUGGGCUAUGGGCCCUGAGGCUGUAGCGGCAGCGCUGGCGGGUUGUAAGAUUCUCAAAGAGAUGGCACGACUGGAAUCGGAGGCUGAGUCUGCACGGAGUAUGAAGGAGGCCAAGUAUGAGCAGUUUGCCCUUGAUGUGUUUGGAGAGUGCUACUCCAACAGUGAAGACAGGGCUUACGCUUUGUUGGUGAGGAGAACACACUGCUGGAGCAAAUCUACAGUCCUUAAUUUGGCAACUGAGGCAGACGCCAAAUCCUUCUUUGCACAUGAUGGAGUUCAGGCUCUUCUCACAAAGAUCUGGUGGGGAGCGAUGACAACAGACACAGCCAUCUCCAAACUGGUGGUGUCCUUCUUCUGUCCGCCGCUCAUCUGGACCAACCUCAUCAAGUUCAGUGAUGAGGAGGUGGAUCAUCAGAGUGGGCCGCAGCAGUUUGCAGAGCUGGACAGUCUGGACACAGAAAAGGCAUUACUCCUGACUGACGACAACCACCCUCUGGAUUCUUCACCUGGGGACCCUGCGGCCCAGAGCUGCGCUGCAGUAUGGUGGCGUUUCCUACUCCGCCGCUGGCGUCGCUUCUGGAGCGCUCCUGUCACUGUGUUCCUGGGUAACGUCAUCAUGUAUUUCGCCUUCCUCUGCCUCUUCACCGACGUUCUCCUGCUUGACUUCCGCCCACCACCCCCUGAUGGCCCUGGAGCACCUGAGGUCAUGCUGUACUUCUGGGUCUUCACGUUGGUGCUGGAGGAACUUCGUCAGAGCUUCUUUACAGACGAGGAGAUGAGCAUCUCGAAGAAGUUCAAACUCUACGUGGAGGACAACUGGAACAAAUGUGACAUGGUGGCCAUCUCACUCUUUGUUGUUGGAGUAUCAUGCAGGAUGGUUAAAGACACCUAUCAGGCAGGAAGAACAGUUUUGGCCAUAGACUUCAUGGUGUUCACUCUGCGUCUGAUCCAUAUAUUUGCUAUAAACAAGCAGCUGGGGCCCAAGAUCAUCAUCGUUGAACGAAUGAUGAAAGACGUCUUCUUCUUCCUGUUCUUCCUGAGUGUGUGGCUCAUUGCGUAUGGCGUCGCCACCCAGGCUCUUCUCCAUCCCAACGACCCCAGAAUCGACUGGGUGUUCCGCAGAGCCUUGUACCGGCCCUACCUGCACAUUUUUGGACAGAUCCCACUAGAAGAAAUAGACGCUGCUCGCAUGCCAGACAUGAACUGCACUAACAACACAGAGGAGAUUAUCAUGGGCCUGCGGCCACCGUGUCCAAACCUCUAUGCCAACUGGCUGGUCAUCCUCCUGCUGGUUAUCUUCCUUCUCGUCACCAACGUUCUGUUGCUCAACCUGCUCAUUGCCAUGUUCAGCUACACCUUCCAGGUGGUGCAGGGAAACACAGACAUCUUCUGGAAGUUUCAGAGAUACAACCUGAUAGUUGAAUACCACAGCCGCCCCGCCCUGGCCCCGCCCUUUAUCAUCAUCAGCCACCUCUCGCAGCUGUUCCUCAGCGUGGUCAAACAACCCGAAACCAAGCAGGAGCAUCUUGAGAGGGAGCUCCCCGCAGGGCUGGACCAGAGGCUGAUCACAUGGGAGUCAGUGCAGAAAGAGAACUACCUGGCCAAACUGGAGAGGCAGCACUGGGAGAGCAGCGAGGAGAGGCUGAAGAACACCUCCUCUAAGGUCCAGAGCUUACUGAGGAUUGUUGGUGGUGUCAAGGAUCAAGAGAAGCGAAUGGUAUCCAUGGAGGCUCAGCUCAGGUAUUGUGGAGACGUGCUGUCCUGGAUGGCAGAGUGCUUUGCUCAAAGUACACUCAAGUGUGGAAGAGAGGCUCCAAGAGCUCCAAUGUCUUUGACAGGCAGUAAGACCGCUGAUGGACCUCAAAAUGAAGCAGACAAAGAAGACAAACAGAAAGCAAGAGGAGCCACCGAAGAGCAGACAGGAUAUGGAGCUGCCAAGAACUUCCCCUACAUGGAUGACUAGUUCAUCAGAGAGCCCGUUCUGAUGUUGUAGAGUAGGUGUAUUUUGUUUUAGGAGAAUUUGAAGUAUGUAAUUGAGUCAAAUGGGCACUGAUUUGAUUUGUAAUUAAAUCAAUUUCUAAUUUAUUGAAAUUAUUAAAAA